This is a messenger RNA of Pungitius pungitius (ninespine stickleback), 7443 nucleotides long. Its product is annotated as zinc finger MYM-type protein 4-like. Gene Ontology annotation, molecular function: zinc ion binding. Lineage: Eukaryota; Metazoa; Chordata; Actinopteri; Perciformes; Gasterosteidae. Bases 692 to 5389 code for a protein of 1565 amino acids. The transcript is spliced from 30 exons. The record is from RefSeq and is a predicted model, not a curated record.
UCUGGCUCCACAUUAAGACAUUUACCGCUAGUGAUGGAGGGCUAGCUUCUGGCUGAGAUGAGCCCUUCUGAGCUAACGUUAGCUAAUUAAGUUAGCUAGCCUCACGCUACAAUCCCCUGGCUGGCUAACUCCAGCAACUACGCAAAUGUCUUCGUGGAUUACAACAGGGUUAGUGGACGACCUCCCCACACCGGACAGCCGUAUCUUUAUAAUCCAUAAUAGCAAGACAUUGACAACAUUGAGGUUAAUAUGGCCCUUAAAAGUGGACACGAAGCUAUGUAUUCAGUGAGGGGAGGAUGGCAUUGUAUGGUUCCUCUUCUUAGCCGGGGACAUACUCAUCUCUACUCAUUACAGUAGGAGAGACCAUAUUCACUCUUCUCUGCUCAAAAUUCUACUAUACUGUAGGUUAAUUCACUUGUAUGUGUCGCUAAAAAAACUUUACUUAUGUUAUUAUAAAAUGGAUUUGGUUUUCCAGACAAUUGCAUGGAAACUGGGUUUGUUAUUGGAGGCUGACUUGACUACCAGUCCACAGUGGAUAGACCUUCAAUGUAAGCAGUGGUUGGUAGUUGGACCAGUAUAGUACCUUAUUCUGUGGCAGGCAUUUGGACACGUGACAACAAGAACAGCCCAGAUGUAACAAAAGACAACAUUAAAGCACGAGGAGCGUCUGUCCAGAGUGUUUGAUGAAGUGAUGGGGCUUGGACACUUUGCUGACUCCUCCAGGGGCUCUGCCAGCUCUUCCCGGAGUGGAGGUCGGGACGAAGCAAAGGGUGGUGACGACACCUCAGCACAAGGGGAAGGCCAACUGGUAGAAGAAGAGGAUAGCAACUGCAGCAGCAAAGAAGAUAAGAUGGAUGAGGGAGCGGGGGAGUCAUCCUUGCCUUGCACGUCCUCUCCUUCCACUGUCCUACCCUCCUCGUUUAGCGUGGGAACUAAGGAAAGUGGAGGGGCUGCAUGUGAUGACGCACUAGAUGGCCUUCCUGCGUUUGGGCCAGAAGAAGAAGAAAAAGAUGAGGUGAAGGAGGAAGAAGAUGAAGACUGGCAGGUUGCCCUGCCAAAUGACAGCCUUGAGGGCGCUAAUGUGGGUAAUGCAAAGAGAAAAGCUGCCCAAGGAACCGCAAACAACACAACUCCAGGUGAACCCUCUGUCGGUCAGGCCAUCGAGGACAAGGGGGAGGUAGAGGAGGAGGAGCAAGAAAGCGGAGAAAGCACAGUGUCUGCUAACACCUCACACUCCUCAAAAGACCACACGCUUGAUAAAAGCCAAGAUGAAGGCGUCCUGAACCAGACGGAGGAGACAGAAGAUAGCCAAGAGGGAGACAGAUGCGAAGCAGCUCCAAUAGAAGACAGUAAUCCUGCAUUGUCUUCUACGAUCAAUAUUAAAGACGAACCCAUAGAUGAGGGCUACGACAAAGCUCUACUGCCUCAGAGCUCCAUCAGACAGAUCAAAGAGGAGCUGGAGAAUCAGGAGGAGGAGCUGAGGAUCAGCUCUGUUUACUCCGUGGGUGGAGGGAGCAACUUUACGUCCCCUACCGUUGGAUCGAUUAGCAGGACAGAUAUCCUGCAAGGAGGGAUGAAGAACUUUGUCAACUGUGCUGUGAAUCUGCAAGAGAGAUCUCAAAUCUGGAUGACUUGUCCCACAUUUCCAGCACCAGUCCCAGCUCCCACAACGACAGCCAUCUUUAUUCCAGGUAGAGGUACUGUACUCCAAGGCAUGGCUUCCUUCCCUCUCAGACAGCCAGCUCCAAUCACAAGUUCCAUACCUGCUCUGAUACCAGCUCCACCCCGCCAGCCCCUGCCCUCCGUUCCGGGGAGCGUGCGAUGCAGUGGCUGCUCUAAGAUUCUGCUGAAAGGCCAAACAGCAUUCCAAAGGAAAGGUUCGACGCAGCUGUUCUGCUCCACGGUCUGUCUGAGUGGUCAUCUGCCUGCGGCCAGCAAGAACCGGUCCUGUUUCCAGUGCAACAGGGAGAUCCUUCAGCCCAGAGACACGAUAACGAUUCCAGGAGACGAAAACAACACCGUCUUUAACUUCUGCGGCCAGUUCUGUCUGUCUGUCUUCAGACACAAAAAGAAACCUGCUAACAAGAUCCCUAAUAAACGAAUAGAGAAGAAGCCAGAGAAGCUGCCCGAGAAGCCGGCAGAGCAACCAACAGACAAACCCGUUUGCAGUGUGUGCAGGGUCUCUAAUAAACAGAUUGAGCACGAGGUCACCCAUCAAGGUCGUCUCCACAGACUCUGCAGUGAUGCCUGCUUUGUAACGUGGCGCAAGAUGCGGCACCUAGCGAUGAACUGCUGUGAAGGUUGUGGACUUUACUGCAGCAGCAGCUCGGGAGCCUGUCAGACGCUCACAAUCGACAGAUCGCAGCUCAACUUCUGUGGCCCCACCUGUAUUGGCACGUACAAACAGAAUUGCAGAAAGACUGUCGAGUGUGCCUACUGUCACAAGAUGGCGGUAGUGUCUUUCACCAUCAUGGAACGAGACCAGAAGGGGAAAGUGCAACUGUACUGUUCAUCUCCUUGUGUGGAACGCAGUCGACCACCGAGACACGUCCUCACUGGUACUUCAUUCCCCUGCUGCCUGUGCAAAGUGACAGCUGUUCCUCAGUAUCAUCUGGCCAUGGUGGACGGCACCAUUCGGAACUUCUGCUCCUAUGACUGUGUCACUAUAUACAGGAAGUCCGGUAUAACCUCUCAGCCGGAUCUCAUCAAUGGAACCUCCGUUCUCAAGGAGCCAUCCAUCAAAGAAGCCCCCAAACCAGGGCCGUCUGCAGGAGCCAGCUCAGUCCCUCCCGUCCCUCAGGGCCACCAAUCUUCACUCCCCUACCAGGCCCACCAUCCCAGUCAUACCUCAGUGCCCCCGCUGGUGCCUCCCUACCCAACCAUGUCCUCCCCCUCUGUCCCCGGGCAAGCCCAGGCCAGAGCACCUGCUGAUCCGCCCCGGAAACCAGCACAGGGCGGACCUAGUGACACCUCAAAGCUGACCUGCCAUCAGUGCAGCAAACAGUUCAACACGAAGCCGCUGCUACUCAGUCACCAAGGUCAUAUUUCUAUGUUCUGCAGUAAGACGUGUUGUGAGCAGUAUAAAACCCAGAAGAAUAUCCUCAUUGUGUGUGAGUUCUGUAAAGAGGAAAAAGUGUUCUUUGACACCAUCAACUACAACCAACAGGACCUGAUUUUCUGCGGGGAAAGCUGUAAGCAACUUUUCAAGCAGGACCUGACAUUUCGUAACAAGGAUCAUCCGUGGCGUCCGUGCACCUACUGCUCCGGCAUCAGCCAGAAGAUGCUGCACAGCCACUACGGAGGCAGGCUGGAGGAGUUCUGUAGACCCCAUUGCAUGUCCCAGUUCACCGUGCUCUACUAUGGGAUGGGUCGGUGUGAUACUUGUCGCAAACAGGGCUACAUGGCUGAGAAGCUGCAGUGUUUGAGCUCAGUCCGUAAUUUCUGCAACCUGCCCUGCCUGCAGCAGUACUGCUACCUGCAUUUUGAGGCAAGCCAGCACAGCAGCAGUAACGGCACAGGACCGACUCCGCAAACAUCGCACGCACCAACGCAGCCCCACCACUCCUCACAGAUGAACCCUGUCAUAGCCGAUGUCGUAUCGCUGGCCAAUGGCUCUGCCUCUCAGCCCAGUGUGUCAGCAGACACUGCUCUCACUGGAUCACUUCCAACCUCCAAUGUUGACGGCAAGAACCUAGACCAUGCCAGCACUCAGACUGACGCCAUGCGAGUGCCGACGCCCCGCCGACGUCAGAUGAAGAAUAAGUCUGUUCUGUGUCGGCCCUUCACCAUGGACCAAGAGAGCAUGUGCCAGCUCCCCACGCCCUUCGAUGACUUAACAGCUCUGGCUUUGCCCCCAGUAAGCUCCUCUGCAGGGCAGGACAAUCUGGUGAUUGUGCCAGUUCCAGUACCGAUCUUCAUCCCAGUGCCUAUGAACAUGUACUCCCAGCAUACACCUGUUCCAAUGGCCAUACCCGUACCUCUUCCAGUACCCAUAGUGGUACCACCACAGAAGAAGGAAAUGAAAGAUGCAUCUGUCCAGUCAGAGCCUGUCGCUUUUGAGGAUGAAAAGCCAAACGAUGUGCCUGUUUCAUGUGCCGACCAAUGCAGUUCCUUUAACACAGACAAGUCAGAAGGGGUCACUCCCGUAAUCCGUGAAGAGGAGGACACUGAAAAAGCGGUGCAAGCUGACCUGCCGCUUGCUGUUAGCGAAGGGAGCAUCCCUAAGUCAGCGCAUCCCCAACUUAAUACCCAACCAGAGGAGACCACGGGCCACCCACCACCCACCACUGCUGACCCUCAAGCGCCUUCCUCUCCGCUGAUGGACCUGGAGGCGGACAUCCCGAAUGAUCCGUUGGACCAGAUAUCGCCUGCUCCACGCAGGGGCGUGAAGAGACCCAGAGAGGGUUACUCCGGCCGCAGACGGGGUCGGAGGCGAACUGUGAGCCGCAGCCCUGUGGUGACUCCAGCAGCCCCCAAACUGAACCACCUGUACGGGGUCAAAGCCUGGAGGAGUUGGGUCCGGCAACAGAACAAACUCCCGAGACCAUCCAAUCUAGUGGACAUUAAAGAAGACGUCAUUGAGUGCGACUCCGCUGAGCUGAGCUUUGCUCUGUCUUACUUCAUCAGAGACGUGAGACGGCCCAAUGGAGAGACCUACAGCCCAGACAGCAUCUUCUACCUCUGUCUGGGGAUACAACAGUAUCUGUUCAUGAAGGGCCGCAUAGAGAACAUCUUCACAGACGAGCUGUACAGUCAGUUUGCUGCCAGGAUCAGCGGGAUGUUGUCCCUCUGGAAGCCUCGACUUCUCCCUGGUGGUGGGGUUGCCUCCUCCCGUGUGGCGGAGUCCUACCUGUGGGAGUGCAAGCAGCUGGGCGCCUACUCCCCCAUAGUGUUGCUCAACACGCUGCUCUUCUUCUGCACCAAACACUUUGGCUUCACCACGCUGGCGCAGCACCAAAGUCUCUCCUUUACCAACUUCACCCGACACUCCAAACCCUGCAAAGGGGCCCCCAAAGUCGACUACCUCCGAUACCACAGGGGCAGCACCUCCACGCCACACGCAGAGCGAUCGAGAAAGAGAAAGGGAGGGGAAGCAGAGGACCUUGAGAUGCUUGAAAAUGUUGCCAACCCUCUGCACUGUCCUGUCAGACUCUAUGAGUUCUACCUCUCUAGAUGCCCGGAGUCGGUGAAGACGAGAACUGACGUGUUCUUCCUGCAGCCCGAGCAGCUUGUGCACACCAACAGUUCCCGCUGGUACACCUCUCAACCCCUAGACGCCACCACUCUGCAGAACAUGCUCACGCGCAUCUCGGCCGUCAGAGAGGUUCACCAGCAGGAAGCAGCUCAGCAAUCGCCCUCCGUCGCCCCUGACAACGGUGGCCUACAGUGACACAGAGCUCUCCUCCGGCCCACAGGCUCCUCUGCAGCGGACACCCGAUCUGAUGGCGAGCUGUGAGCGAGCGACGGCGACUCGAUGGAGACACAGCGAGAGGACGUCUUUGCGUUCUGCAUAACCAGGCGGCCAUUCUGAUCCACAACAUCCACACACAAUGUGUCUACAAACAUUUGAUGGUCUCAAAUAUGAUGAAGGAGUGUCAAAGAGUUCAUUUCACCCGAGCGCUGUUUAUGCCCAACACCAUCGGUAAUAUCCAUGUCAGGCCUGUCACAGGAACAGACUUCUGUAACUGUUCAACUCUUCUGUUUUAUUGUUUUUAGCCCAGUAUUUAUCCAUUACUUUUCAAAAUUCACCGAAAUGUUAAGAUAAUGACCUUUUGAGAACAAUAAAAACCCUGUCAAAUACACCUAGGUACGUAGAUGACAUUUGACCCACUGAGCAUUAGGAACAGUGGGCUGAUGUCCAGUGUCUGGCUCCACCCACCGAGUCACAGGAGGAGCAGGUUUUGUGGCUCGAUGGUGUGGAGUGUUCAUCAUAAAUCAACAUACUGCAUGUCAGUGUAACCCUGAGAGAGUGGACACACGGGGGCUCUGAUCUUUGGUGUUGGAUGGUGUUCUAGCUCCAUGAGGAUUAUGUGGUUCCACUCGGUUCCUUAUUGUGGGUGACCUUAAUUCCCUUGGGAGUUUAGGGUUAGGGUCAUUAGCUUAUGGAGCUAAAGGGAAAUAGCUGAUUACCCACAUUUACCUAUAUGAUAUUUUGCAGGGUGCAUAAUUUACCGCAUCAUGCCAAAUGUGUGGCCGACUCCUGCCCUAAUGCUCAAAGCAUGGCUUCAUUUAACGAGCACUUUAAUCCAUUUUAGAAUAUUCAGAGUUACGUCCGCACUUAAAUCAUGACAUGGAGAUUUGCGAUUGUUAUGAUAAUUAUUACAAUGGGACCUCUCUCCAUAUGUGCUUUUUUUACCCUGCCAACAUUUUCUCACCUCAUAUUUGUUUCUUACUUUGUUUUUGUUCCCUCGUUUUAAAAAUGGAAUUGGGAGACUUUUGAUGAGCAGCAGAUCUGUCAAAGUACCGUCACAAUACUCUUUACCCUGACCCAAGACUUUUCCUCUAUUAUUGCUAAUGGUGUUUAUGGUAUUUGUGUUUAAUCAUUUUCAAGUACUAUGACGUGUAUGUGUCUGAGGUAUGAAGUGGUGUAGCACUGUGUCUGUGGCAGAUUAAAGCUUCUUAGAAACUAGGUUUCUAAUUUGGCAGAUAGUCAAAAGUAGACUAAAAGGCAAACCUGUUCGGCCUAAUUGAUUGCUGCUGAACCACAGCACAGCCCUUGUCAAAAAGAUGUGAAGCUUACACAAUCAUGUCUUAUAGUUUCCAUUUGAGGGACUCUAAUUUGAAAACAUGAUUUUGAUUUCUUUUUUUCAUAACUUAAAAACUCCUUUCACAUGAAUUUUGCAUUGUUUUCUCGACCCGUUUACAUUCAAUGAAACUAUUGCCAUUUGUGGCAUUAUAGUAAUAAUCACUACCCACAAUACACCAUGUGUUUCAUAAUUGAUCUAUUUCAGCUCUCACAAUGUGUAUCUUGGAGGGCAACGCCUCUACUUUCACCUCAUGUUGAUGUUUUAUAUCAAAUAUACAAAUAUAGAGCUAAUAGCAUUAGCCACAGAGCUUUGGAAACACUAGGGAAUCUCUUGAAAACAACUAACUCUGCUGGUGCCGAGGACAUUCUAAAAGGAAGUGUUUUUGUCAUGCACAAAAUGCUGUAUUUUCAUGUGUUAAAAAGUCAUCUUACUCCUUUCUUUCCUCUGUUGCAAUGACGAAAGCAUGAUCGAAAGUGCAAAUUAAGUGUGUAUUUGUGAAACAUUUGAUUCUUAAAGUUUGAGUUAUAUUUGAUAAGGAGAUGUCGCUGUUAUUAAUGGGUUCUUUAAUGGGUUGACUCCUGUUCUUAUUCCCACGAAUACGCACUAAUGUCAAGCUGAAUGUAACAGAAGAUUUGUAAAAACUCAACAAUGUUUCUUAUCAGAAAACGUCGCCUGGUGAUUAAAGACUAUCAGCAGA